CUCCGGCACCUGUGGCACCCUCUACUUGCUUUCUGGUGCCCUCGAAGCACCUCCACUUUGUGUAUCUUUUUGUAUUGUUGACCUUACACGUUUUUACUCUCCGUAGGCUCUAUUCUUCGCGUCGUUUACUCGCGCCGUCGUUUUUUCGAAUCAGCGGAGGUGGCUUAUGUAAUGUAUUUGUUUUGGCCCCCUCUUAUCGGUCUGCGAUGUGAUCAGCUACCACCACCAUGUCCGAGCCCACCAUGCAGCCUGUACCACCCCUGCACAAUGUCAACGAGGAAGCUGUGAUCGAAAAACAGGUUUCAGAUGAGAUGCUCCACCUUGAGCUGGAGGAGGCUUCCGAGGCUGAAGCCAAGCUCGACAUUCUCUUAACCGAGUGUCUUGAGGAUUUUCCAGAUGAUGAUCAGUCUGAGAUAGCCCAGUAUGCUGCUAACAUUGCACGGAACAGCAUCACAGAUCAAACACGAACGAAGCACCUGAGGAUCAUCAAAGCAUAUAUCACGUUUCAUAUGAGACGAACACCCGACUGGGACCCCAAAGCAGUGACGAGGAACACGCCAUAUGAUGUCCGGCUGUUCAUCACUCAGAAGUGUGGACCGAAGGCCGAUGGCUACGAAGGACGUAAGUUCUCCACUGCAAUUUCAACUCGAGCAGCCCUCACACUGUGGUAUCGCUCUGUCCGGCCAUCAGAGAGUGUUGCCGAGUGGCGAGUCCAUGACACCACAGGGCAGUGUGCUGGCCUUCCAACGAGAUCUCGUGCUGUGUCCGAGUUUAUGAUUGGUCUCGAAAAGACAAAGGCAAGGCAGGGGGAGGUCUCUCAGUCAGCACGGGCCCUUUUGCUGGAUGAUGUGUACCGCCUCCAUGACUACUGCAUGAUGCGCCAUGGCCUUAAUGAUGCAGAUCGACGACGUGGCAUUGUCCGAUAUACAGUCUUUCUCUUUGCGUGGCUCCUUGUGCUUCGAGUCGAGGAAGCGUUGAGCCUCACAUUCGAGAGCAUUGAUGCCCUCCCCAAUGAGAGAGCGUACUUUGAUGUUGACCUUGGUACUCGUAAAAAUGCACAGACAGGUGUCUCCCAGCGGAUGCGUCUCUGUGCGAAUGAUGAAGACCCAAGGAUAUGCCCAAAGCGGGCCUUGAUCAGACUUGCAGCUCUGUAUGGAGAAAAUCACGACUGCACUGGACCCUUAUUUCUGAUGAUCAACAAGAAUGGUGCAGUGACCACUCAACCACUGUCUUCCACUACCAUUAGCCGAGCGCUUGCAAGAGACCUACAGGGCCUUGGAUACAAGUCAUGGGCAUUGUAUGGGACACACUCCUUCCGUCGAGGGGGAUGUCAACACCGCCUUCGAGAUCAGGGUUGGUCCCCUGGCAUGGUUGCUGCAUGGGGUGGCUGGUCACAGGUUGAGGCAGUCACCAUGUUCAGCGGCUACACCAGGGAUCAAUGGGUCUAUUAGUAGGAUAGAUAAUAAAUGCAAUUGUA
This is a messenger RNA of Suillus clintonianus, 1477 nucleotides long. Its product is annotated as DNA breaking-rejoining enzyme. Gene Ontology annotation, biological process: DNA integration; DNA recombination. The transcript has 9 exons. Bases 228 to 1451 code for a protein of 407 amino acids. The record is from RefSeq and is a predicted model, not a curated record. Gene Ontology annotation, molecular function: DNA binding. Lineage: Eukaryota; Fungi; Basidiomycota; Agaricomycetes; Boletales; Suillaceae.